AUGGUUAUUGUCGGUCCAUCGUGUGACGUCACAGAGGUCUCUCUGUUGGGGCGACUCACUGGGAGACGUUCGGUCUCCUCCCAAGACUCGUGCAAAGCGCUUGCAACACGAGCCGAGUUGUGGCCGGAGAGUUUCUUCAUGAGGGAUGAGUUCUCGCAAGCAGCAUAGCUUCGGGCCACAAAGAUCAUCGUCUGACAAGGUUUACAGCAGUAGCUGAUGCCACCAGCUACUGCUGACAACCCGCAGUUGAGGGGUUUGCGGUCCGUGGUGGUGAGCACCGCUGUGACAAGUGUUGGGUUCCGCCUGGUUCCGGCGCAGAUUUCGGACCGUUUUCAGAGGCUGCUGCGACCUUCGAUAUUUCAGCCCCAGUAGUAUACCUGAACGUGCCAGCACGCACGACGCCUCUUGAUGAUAUCCUCUACUGAUACUAGCACAACGGACCAGGUUCCUCCGGCGGGAAGGUUGUUUUCUUUCUUUGUACUGUUAUAAAGUAUGAGAAAAGAGCCAGCGUCAAAAUCCCUUGUCUGGGUACCCUUAAGUUGAAGGUUGGUUCUGCGAGGCUAUCUGCUGGGUACGUUGAUACUGGCGCGUGGGCAAAGUGCAAGGUUCGCGGUGCUUGCAGCAGGCCUAGGCCGCUGUUGCGAUAGUUGGAUGGUGACGAUUAAGGGCUGAAUAUUGGCGGGACUGACUGCCGUGAACUCGGGCGCGCUCGCCAAAUUGCCCGUGUCUUUAUUUUGCGUCCCCCUGGAUGAAAUUGAUUUUGUUUGUCACUCGAAACCUUAGGUGCAGAUGCGGCCGGCUGCGACACGAUUGAGUCAAAGUCGCUGUCACGGCAAUAAUACUAGAUAGGGGGGGGUAAUGAGCCACGGGUGACGACUCGAUACCUUGCAGUAGUCCAUCUGCGAUGCUGUGCAAGGUGCGAGAUACUCUGCGUACCAGGCAGCAACGCAGCAACCCCGCACGCGCAUCUCAGGUACAGUACUUUAAGGAAUAAUAUUCGAACGGAUCUUCCACAACCUUGAACCCCGUUGUACCCGGUCGCCCCGGUGGUCUAGUGGUAUCCUCAUUAUCCGCUAGUCUUAGGGGUCGUGAGUUCGAAUCCCCAUGGGGUGAAAAAAUUACGAAAUUUGCGGGUGAAAGCGAAAUGUAGCUAAAAAGCUCUCGUGAGUACCAAACUUCGACAUUAGCACCGUUGACGAGGGAAAGGGACGGCUGGACCCUUCUCGCGAUAAAAAUAAAGUUCAGCACGCACCGCAGGAGGAAGGUGGGGCAUGAAAAGAAAUGAAAAGAAGAAAAAAAGCCCUGGUGUUUACCCCCU
Ectocarpus sp. CCAP 1310/34 is the source of this 1318-nucleotide messenger RNA. The record is from the annotation of a GenBank genome assembly. Lineage: Eukaryota; Phaeophyceae; Ectocarpales; Ectocarpaceae.